Messenger RNA from Arvicanthis niloticus (Nile rat), 2002 nucleotides. RefSeq names its product coronin 1B (gene Coro1b). Gene Ontology annotation, molecular function: actin filament binding. Gene Ontology annotation, biological process: cell migration; actin filament organization. NCBI's taxonomy places the organism in Eukaryota, Metazoa, Chordata, Mammalia, Rodentia, Muridae. The record is from RefSeq and is a predicted model, not a curated record.
CCAGAGGCUGGGAUCCGGAGCCGCCCGAGAUCGCCGCCCCAGUCCCUGGCGCAUCAGGGCAGCGGAGAGCGGUGAGCGGUGAGCGGGAUCUUUGGAAGUUGGGUUCCUGGUUCACCUUGGACCGUGCUCUGAGGCCACUUUGAGGACCUGGCAGCAUCCUCGACCCCUGUUCUGCCAGGGUCCCUAGGCCGGACUUCCUGCAGCUCUUUGCACAUUCCCUGGGACUCAGCUGCGGCCUAACAUGUCCUUUCGAAAAGUUGUGCGGCAGAGCAAAUUCCGGCAUGUAUUCGGUCAGCCGGUCAAGAAUGACCAGUGCUAUGAAGACAUUCGAGUGUCCCGAGUUACCUGGGACAGUACCUUCUGCGCAGUCAACCCCAAGUUCCUGGCAGUGAUUGUGGAAGCCAGUGGUGGGGGUGCCUUUAUGGUGCUUCCUCUAAACAAGACAGGCCGCAUUGACAAGGCCUACCCAACAGUGUGUGGGCACACAGGACCUGUUCUGGACAUUGACUGGUGUCCCCAUAAUGAUGAAGUCAUUGCCAGUGGAUCAGAGGACUGCACUGUCAUGGUGUGGCAGAUUCCAGAGAAUGGGCUGACCUCUCCUCUGACAGAGCCAGUAGUGGUGCUUGAGGGGCAUACCAAGCGUGUGGGCAUCAUCACCUGGCACCCCACAGCCCGAAAUGUGCUUCUCAGUGCAGGUUGUGACAAUGUGGUGCUUAUCUGGAACGUGGGCACUGCAGAGGAGCUGUACCGCCUGGACAGCCUGCACCCUGACCUCAUCUACAACGUGAGCUGGAACCACAAUGGCAGCCUCUUUUGCUCAGCUUGCAAGGACAAGAGCGUCCGAGUCAUCGAUCCCAGGCGGGGCACCCUGGUGGCAGAACGGGAGAAGGCUCACGAGGGAGCCCGACCCAUGCGGGCCAUCUUUCUGGCUGAUGGGAAGGUGUUCACCACUGGUUUCAGCCGCAUGAGUGAACGGCAACUGGCACUCUGGGACCCAGAAAACUUUGAGGAGCCCAUGGCCCUGCAGGAGCUGGAUUCAAGCAAUGGGGCUUUACUGCCCUUCUAUGACCCAGACACCAGUGUGGUCUAUGUCUGUGGCAAGGGUGAUUCCAGCAUCCGGUACUUUGAGAUCACAGAUGAGCCCCCCUACAUCCACUUCCUGAAUACAUUUACCAGCAAAGAACCCCAGAGGGGUAUGGGUAGCAUGCCUAAGAGGGGCUUGGAGGUCAACAAGUGUGAAAUUGCCAGGUUCUACAAACUGCAUGAGCGCAAGUGUGAGCCCAUAGUCAUGACUGUGCCAAGAAAGUCUGACCUCUUCCAGGAUGAUCUGUACCCUGACACAGCUGGACCUGAGGCUGCUCUUGAGGCAGAGGAUUGGGUGAGUGGUCAGGAUGCUGAUCCAAUCCUCAUCUCACUACGGGAAGCCUAUGUGCCCAGUAAACAACGGGACCUGAAGGUCAGCCGGCGCAACGUACUAUCGGACAGCAGGCCUGCCAGUUACAACCGCUCUGGAGCCUCCACAGCUACUGCAGUGACUGAUGUUCCCAGUGGCAACCUUGCUGGGGCUGGUGAAGCUGGGAAGCUGGAAGAGGUGAUGCAGGAGCUUCAGGCACUUCGAGUGCUGGUCAAGGAACAGGGGGAGCGUAUUAGCCGCCUGGAGGAGCAGCUGGGCCGCAUGGAGAAUGGCGAUACAUAGGACCACCAGGGACCUGCUCCCGACACUGCCUCCUUUUCCAACCCUCCCCACCUAGCUUCUGUGGCCAGGUCACACCAGGCAGUUUGCUGCUCAGUGCCUCUGUGGCAGGUCAUGCACCUCUCCACAGCCUGGGGCCCAGGUUGGAAGCACCACCUGGCUUUUGGAAGAUUUUUGUACCAAGGCAAAUUCCCAAGUACCUUAAGGGACCAUCUCCACGACCUGCCCAACCCACUGCCCCCUUACCAGAAAAAGCAGCAGAGAUGGGCUCUAUAUUUUCAUUCCAAAUAAAAUGCUCUUUCUAAAGCC